CGACGUAAUUCAGUGUAGCUUAUAAUAAUAGCAACGGAUGACGCUUUCCGUUGGAAUGUUUCAUUGAGCGGGUAUGUUUUACGCUUUUCACCCAUUGCAGCUCAUCUGUCUUGAAAUCAUCCUUCAAGUUGUUAUGAAGUACAGGAAGUAGCCGUUCACUUUUCAAGAACCACAAAAUGGCCGCUGCACGUGUUGCGAUGAACAACAAUUUCAGCAUGCAGAAGCCCAUUAGACCAGAGCCUCAUCGAAGUCAAGCUCCAGCGCCAAGCAGACAGUAUCAAUGUUCUGAGCACAGUAAUGACAUUCUCAACCAACUCCAUCAGCUGUGGAAGCAACGUAUCCUGUGCGACGGGAACAUCAUAGCCAAUGGGAACCACUUUGCCGUCCACCGCGCCGUCCUUGCAUCCUGCAGCGAGUACUUCAGGGCCAUAUACCUUGAGAACGACAAUGUCCGUGACGUCCAACUCCACAGUAACAUCUCCAAGGAGAGCCUGGAGCUGCUCCUGCACUACGCUUACACAUCCCAGAUAGAGCUCACCCUGGAGAAUGUCCACAAGGUUGUGAGCGGAGCCGUCCAGUUGAAGAUGAAGCGUGUCAUCAACAUCUGCAGCCAGUACCUGACGUCGGUCCUGGCCGUGGAGAACUGCAUCGGGAUCCUCCACCUCUCCAGGAAGUUUGGGUUCAAGGAGCUGGAGCAGGAUGUGCAUGAGUUUAUUGUGGAUAAUUUCUUGAUUGUAGCUGAGAGACCAGAGUUCCAGUCCCUCAAGUAUGAUGAUAUGUGCUUUUUCCUGAAGCAAGAUCGCAUGGCCAUCGGAUCUGAAUUUGAGUUGUUUGGAAUCGCAGCCAGGUGGAUCAAUCAUGACAAGCAGACAAGAUUCAGACAUGCAGCUCAGCUGAUGAAGCACAUUCGCUUCCCGUUGAUCUCAAGCGACGACUUGGUGGAGCAUGUCCAGUCACAUGGCUUCAUGAUGCAAGAUCAGUCAUGCCAUAGGUUCCUGAUAGAGGCCUUGAACUACCACCUGGUGCCUCAUCGCCAGCCUGCCUUGCAGACCCCUCGCACCCGCAUCAGGUCGACCAAGGAAGCAAUAGUGUCCAUCGGGGGUGAACUGCCACAUCACAAGGUGAGUAACCAGGUCCUGGCUAUGGAUGAACUCCACAGUGGCUGGAAGGAACUCUCUAGGAUGCCUCUGAAGAGGGUCGAUCAUUGCGUGGUGGUGCUCAAUCACUUCGUCUAUGUCGUAGGUGGGCAGGUAACCUUGAACUCUAAUGGCAAGGAGAGCAUCGGAACGGUUCACCGGUACGACCCAAGGUUCAACAAGUGGCUCCAGAUGUGUCCUAUGCAACAGAGAAGAGCUUUCUUCUAUCUGGCAGGGCUUGGAAGCAGCUUGGUAGCUGUUGGGGGAAAGAAUGAACAGGGUGCUUUGGCUUCAGUCGAGAUGUUCAACCCAACUGAGAACAGUUGGAAGUAUGUGCAUCGCUUGGAUGAACCAACGUAUGCCAUGUCUGGAACUGUGGUAGAUGGCAACCUGUUUAUCACCGGAGGAUUCGCCACGCACAACUUCAGUCAGAUGUGCUACAUGUACAACCAUGAGAUUGACCACUGGAUUCCUAAAUGCCAAAUGAACAUUGCUCGGGGGUUCCACAUGAGUUGCACCCUACGUGACAUGAUGUAUGUUAUGGGUGGGAACCAUCUGAAUUCCUACGGAGAUCGGGUGGAUGUCAUGGGAGUGGAGCAAUACAACCCUCGGGAAGACACAUGGAUCACCAUGUCACCGAUGCUGACAGGUCUGAGUAUGGCAGGCUGCACGACGACAGAGGACAAGAAGAUCUACGUGGUUGGGGGCUACAAUGGUCUGGGCCGGCAGCGUGAGAAGGACAUUCAUUGCUACAAUGUAGAUGCUGACGAGUGGGAUGUUGUCGCAGAGCUUCCGGAUUCAAGUUUAAGGAUGUCCUGCUGUACGCUGACUCUUCCUAAUAGCUUCUUUAACGCAUCACCUCCUAACGGUGACUCCUUGUCCACUUCAGACUCCCAUUUCACAUCUGUCUCACAGCUAAAUGAGAACUUCUCUGCCAUCAGUACCAGUGCAAGCACUGUCUUUAUGAGGUAACACAAACAUCUAGGUGAAUACUGACGAUGGUCAGCCAAUUAAACAUUCCAUUAGCCCAUCAGUACUCAGUUGUAGAGAAGAGUAU
Messenger RNA from Strongylocentrotus purpuratus (purple sea urchin), 2193 nucleotides. RefSeq names its product kelch-like protein 14. Gene Ontology annotation, molecular function: protein binding. The record is from RefSeq and is a predicted model, not a curated record. The transcript has 3 exons. The coding region runs from base 177 to 2108 and encodes 643 amino acids. Lineage: Eukaryota; Metazoa; Echinodermata; Echinoidea; Camarodonta; Strongylocentrotidae.